GGUAAAACGAAUAAAUCUUAAUAUGAUAUACUAUAUGUAAUACAUGUACCGAUAAAUUACUACACACUUACAAACUGCAGUUGUCAAAUAUUAUGUGAAGGUCAUUAAAGAGUUCACAACCAAGAACAAAGCUACGUUACUUAUUUUGGAAUGAAUCUGAUUGAGAAGAACGAUGCAAUGUGGUGGAUUAAAGUAGUGGGUGGUUCCGUAAUAGCAACAAUUGGAACCUAUCUUGUUUGGAGGAAAAGUGGGAAAAGGAAAAGUAGAGAAGAAUAUCCUAAAGAUACAGUUAUUCUCCAUCAGUAUGGAAGAGCUCCAUAUGCACCAAGUAUGUCACCAUUUGCCAUUAAACUAGAAACGUACCUGCGAAUGGCGAAAAUUCCUUAUAUGGUAUGUUUGAUAGAUGUACAAUACAUCAUCAAAGAUAUUUAUAAUUCGAUACGCACAUACGCUCGAAUUAAAUACGAAAAUGAAUUAUUAGGUGAAAAGAAAUUUCUAUUGGGAGAAAGGCCGUGUGAGGAAGAUUGUGCUAUAUUUGGACAGCUUGCAGAAUGGUAUUGGCUAUCCUUUGGACACAGAAGUGAACCUGUUAUUAAAAAUUAUAAAAAUCUAUGUGAUUAUUGUGAGAGAAUGAAGGAGACAUUCUGGCCGGAUUGGGAUGAAUGUAAUUCAAAUGGCACAAAGAAAGAGGCUACAAAGUAGAGAUAACUUUAAUCACAAAAAGUCCAGAAGUUUAACAAGCAGCAUGGAACAUACGCAUGUUGGCGUAGAUUAGAAAAAGAAAAUUAUCUCAAAGAAUGUGAAUAAACAUAUAUAGAACAUAUAAUUGUACAUUGUACUGAAAAGUCAAUUAGAAUUAACUUAAAAAUCUACUUGGAACAAACUAUAAUAGAAUAUUGAUCAGUGUUUUUAUUUAUUUAUAACAUGUAUCGCAUGGCUGUAAGCAUCAUUCUUUAAUUUAUUACAUUAAAUUGUAAUUUAAGUUCA
Mytilus californianus (California mussel) is the source of this 987-nucleotide messenger RNA. RefSeq names its product failed axon connections homolog. The transcript is spliced from 4 exons. NCBI's taxonomy places the organism in Eukaryota, Metazoa, Mollusca, Bivalvia, Mytilida, Mytilidae. The record is from RefSeq and is a predicted model, not a curated record. The coding region runs from base 151 to 702 and encodes 183 amino acids. Gene Ontology annotation, cellular component: cytoplasm.